Molecule: messenger RNA, 985 nt
Organism: Haplochromis burtoni (Burton's mouthbrooder)
Lineage: Eukaryota; Metazoa; Chordata; Actinopteri; Cichliformes; Cichlidae
Molecular function (GO): nucleic acid binding
Source: RefSeq, a predicted model, not a curated record
UACCAAAAAUGAGGUCACUGGCUACACCCCAUACGAACUAAUGUUUGGACGUUGGUCUCGUCUCCCCAUUGACCUCGCUUUUAAUCUUCCUGUACGUGAGAAAGAACAACAGACACAUUCACAGUAUGUACAAGACUUAAAAGCUAGGUUGAAAGAAAGUUAUCUGCUUUCUUCAAAGAAUGCUGCAAAGAACGCUGAGAGGAACAAGACUCGAUUUGACCAACGUAUUAUACCGUCCAAGCUGGAAGUUGGGAGCAGAGUUUUGGUACGGAACAUGAGGCUGAGGGGUAAACAUAAACUUGCUGACAAAUGGGAACCAGAUGUCUUUGUAGUGCUGAAAUGUGCCAAAGAUCUCCCCGUCUACACUGUAAAACCAGAAUGCAAAGACGGCCCAAUUCGCACAUUGCACAGAGAUCUCCUUCUUCCGUGUGGGUUUCUUCCUGCAACAGAGUCAGGAACAUCAGAUGAGACUAUUCCAAUCACACCCUCUUUAACUCGUCAACAGACCAAGACACAACAGGAAUCUCCUGAGUACUUUGUUGAAGAGAAUGUAUUUGAACCGACCUUUGUCCAUCUUGUCCCGCUCCCAAUGGAGUUUAGAGUGGAGAAGUCUCUCAAUCCCCUACAGUCUAUUCCCAGUGGUGAGGAGGAAAGACUUCCUCCAACAUUUACACCUGAAAUGGAAUCAGCUGGAGAAGCUCUGUCAGGAUCCCAGAGGGAAGAACCAUUGGAGUUUGACGCUGAUGAGACAUCAGGGGAAGAUUUGCUUGAAAUCUUACCCGAACCCAUUCUUGAAACCGUGUCUACAGACUUGUCCGAUCCUGGAGUCUCUGACAACUUAGCGGCCGAGCCUAGUCCUGUGACAUUACCAACUCUUAAUUGCUCAGAUUCGGUUAUUGACCCCCCUCUGAGGCGGUCAACGCGUCACAGAUCACCACCUAGGCGACUUCAGUAUGCCCACUUAGGCAAUCCAUUGAUAUCAGUU